CCUUCUUUAAGCCUCUUUUCAGCCUGAGUCCUAAACCUGAAGAAGCUACAGCCUGGAGCGCUAAACUUCAUGAAUCUUUCCAAACGACAAGCCAAGAAGACCUGUUGAAAGUUUCCUCUUGAGUUUCGUGGAGAGAAUCUCAGGUCUAGAAAUAUCCUUACUGCCACCUGACCUGAAGCAGAAGAAAUCACUGACAGCUUCCAGACCAGGCCCAACAUGUGUAGCACCAGUGCGUGUGACCUGGAAGAAAUCCCCCUAGAUGAUGAUGACCUAAACACCAUAGAAUUCAAAAUCCUCGCCUACUACGCCAGACACCAUGUCUUCAAGAGCACCCCUGCUCUCUUCUCGCCAAAGCUGCUGAGAACAAGAAGUUUGUCCCAGAGGGGCCUGGGGAAUUGGUCAGCAAAUGAGUCAUGGACACAGGUGUCAUGGCCUUGCAGAAAUUCCCAAUCCAGUGAGAAGGCCAUCAACCUUGGCAAGAAAAAGUCUUCUUGGAAAGCACUCUUUGGAGUAGUGGAGAAGGAAGAUUCGCAGAGCUCGCCUGCCAAGAUCUCUGCUCAGGGUCAAAGGACAUUGGAAUACCAAGGUUCGCACAGCCAGCAGUGGUCCAGGUCUCUUUCCAGCGUGGAGCAGUGCUUGGAGCAUGAAGGUAGGCAUCUGGGAUUUAUUUCUCUCCCGCAUCCUAGUUUUUCCCUUCUUUGAGUCCAGAGUGGUACAUCUCUUCUCAUCUUGUAAAGUGGCUUUAGAGAGGGCACGCAUUAUAUCUCAGCUUUCCAACUGAUUAGUGUUCAAUCCUAAUUGCCCUGCUUUUCUCAAGACUAAAAGGAGAAUGAUGGAACUUAAGGGUGAUGGGACUGGUUUUCUUUCUUCACGGUCUAUAAAUCAGCUUGUCUCCCAAAUUCCUAAUCCUCUGUACUAGAUACUCAUAUAAAAGAAGGAGGCCAGGCACAGUGACUCACGCCUGUAAUCCCAGCACUUUGGGAGG
Cercocebus atys (sooty mangabey) is the source of this 985-nucleotide messenger RNA. Its product is annotated as apoptosis facilitator Bcl-2-like protein 14. Lineage: Eukaryota; Metazoa; Chordata; Mammalia; Primates; Cercopithecidae. The coding region runs from base 217 to 702 and encodes 161 amino acids. The transcript is spliced from 2 exons. The record is from RefSeq and is a predicted model, not a curated record.